Botrytis cinerea B05.10 is the source of this 1714-nucleotide messenger RNA. RefSeq lists its product as hypothetical. The coding region runs from base 216 to 1433 and encodes 405 amino acids. NCBI's taxonomy places the organism in Eukaryota, Fungi, Ascomycota, Leotiomycetes, Helotiales, Sclerotiniaceae. The transcript has 4 exons. The record is from RefSeq and is a predicted model, not a curated record.
GAAUCCAGAGAAAUACUUUGAGGGCGAAUUUUGAGUCUUUAAUAUUUUCAAGUCGGUUUUAUCUAGAAGUCACCGUUGCUCUCCCUUUUGCACCAGUUGCCACCUCGAUUUACUUCCCUCUCCUUCCCUCUCACACUUCUCUCCAGCUUUGCAGUAUUACGUGCAAGUUGAAUUUAUCUCGUCGGAUAUCCAAUCUAAGUGAUUCCACAAACAAGAUGUAUUCCCUGUUUCGCGUUCCCAAACUACAUUUCAACCCUCAAGUACAUACCGAAAGACUCAUUGUUUUCCUGGCAUUUCGCAAAGACUUCUUAUUGAUGUCCUAUGGUGACCUCCUUCACUAUGACAAAAAGAAGAAUCGAGACGAAUUAUUGAAAUCUUUCGAUCCUCAAUACAUUGAACAACAUCUACAUGGAAUUUCAUUCAAACAUAUGUGUGAUCUAGUCAAGGAUAUGUGGACCGCAAGAUACUUCCAUCCCAAUUCGGAAAUAACUAGGUUUUUCGAGGGCGCCUCCUUUGAGCGACAGCAAGAUCCUGCUUUUCGAAGACUUAUCAAUGUUCCACCAUUAGGAGAGGCAUUGGAAAGUGAUAUCUGGCGAUUGAACCACCAGCCAUAUUAUAAGCCGCGUAUCACCAAAUCUGGCAGGAUUAGAAAAUUGCAUUCAACACGUCUACGUUUUUUGCCAAUUAGGGAACCCUUUGGUCCCGAUCUUAUGUUGAACUUUUCACCAGAAUCCGGUCCUUUCCAACCUUUCCUUGGUCCUUACGAAGAUGAUUAUGAGUGCAGCACAGCGCUUCCCUUCGCUCUUCAACAUUCCAUCCUCACGACACUCCAAGAUCUCACCGAAGAAUCUCUAUUUAGCUUCGCAUCCCGAUACUUUCCUGGCUACCUAGCUUUGAACUUCAAAACUUGCCCUAAGUCUAUGGAGCUAAACACCUGGAGAUCGCAUCUACACAUGAACGCUCCUUACAUCCGGCAAAAUCUCACCUCUGGUUUUGUUAUUGACGACUUGCAUUUCUUUUUGCAUCGUUUGGAAACAAUAAUAGACCUAAUUGUGCGUCGGAAACAGGGGAUUCCUAUUGAAGCAAUCAAUAGUAUGUGCGCAGAUAGCAUUUGCUUGGCAAGAGCUUUAGGAGACCCACGAGCAUUUCUGCUGGGAAUCAUACAGGAAAAGGUGCUCAUGGUUUCGGAAACACUGCUACAAAUACAACCUCUACCUCUCCAUUUUUCCUCCCUUGAAAUCGGUCUGACGAGGAAAUGUAACCUUCAGAUCUUCAUCCAGGCCAUAUCUGCUUCACGCAUCCUCAUACGCUCCGCAGAAGGAACAAUACUUUACUCGGAGAGAUACUAUGAAAUUACUAACAUGCUACAUCGCUUAGAAAUUUAUAAUGAAGAGAAGCGCGCACCUCCGACCUAUGCCCCUUUCUAUUAUUGAUACUAAAACUCAGAGCAUUUAUCGAUCGACUGGGAGACUUAUGAGCAAGAAUCAAACGAAUGAAGUGUCUGACCUUUGGUCUUCCGUCUAUUAUCGAGGAGCAUAAUGAGCAGAUUUCGAAUGAUGAUGAGAACACUGAAGCAUAAAACCAUCAGUAGAAUAGUGAGAGGAGUUAGUUUCUUUUGCGAGAUAGAUAAAUCCUUGGUGGAACACUUGAUUUUUCACUGGUGUCAGAUCGAGGAUUGUGGGUGGCUCGAGUAGGAUGAUGAAAAAUGGAUGUA